Messenger RNA from Humulus lupulus (European hop), 780 nucleotides. RefSeq lists its product as uncharacterized. The coding region runs from base 1 to 780 and encodes 259 amino acids. NCBI's taxonomy places the organism in Eukaryota, Viridiplantae, Streptophyta, Magnoliopsida, Rosales, Cannabaceae. The transcript has a single exon. The record is from RefSeq and is a predicted model, not a curated record.
AUGCAAUGUCAUAUUUUCUUGCGUAUUCAAGCCAAAGUCGAAGUAUAUGAACCAUAUUUCGUCCAAAGAAGAGAUGUUGCUAAAAGACUGGGUCAUUCCUCGCUUCAAAAAAUAACUGCUGCAAUGAGAAUAUUAGCUUAUGGAGUCUCGGGAGAUUUUGUAGAUGAAUACUUGCGGAUUGCAGAAAAUAUAGCAACCGAGUGUUUGAAAAAAUUCGUUAAGGCUAUCAUUAGCAUAUUCUCCCAUGAAUACUUAAGAUCCCCAAAUGAGAACGAUAUAGCUAGAUUGUGCACAGUUGGAGAUAGUCGUGGGUUUCCUGGGAUGUUAGGAAGUAUUGAUUGCAUGCAUUGGAAAUGGAAAAUUUGUCCAAGUGCUUGGAAAGGAAUGUAUUGUGGUCAUAUUCACGAGCCAACUAUAAUUUUAGAAGUUGUAGCGUCAUAUGACCUCUGGAUAUGGCAUGCAUUUUUUGGAUUGCCAGGCUCCCAUAAUGAUAUUAAUGUCCUAGAACACUCUUCUAUUUUUAGAGAGCUUGCUGAAGGACAUGCUCCAAAGGUCAACUACUCAAUAAAUGGAAAUGACUAUUCGAUGGGCUACUAUCUUGCCGAUGGUAUAUAUCCUUCAUGGUCGACGUUUGUUAAAACAAUUCAUGCUCCACAUGGCCGUAAAAAUAAACAUUUUGCAGCAACUCAAGAAUCAGCAAGAAAAGAUGUAGAACGAGCUUUUGGAGUGCUUCAAGCUCGAUUUGCUAUUGUACGUGGACCAGCACGAUUUUAUGAUUGA